GACAGCAGAGCAUCAAAAGGAGGUCUUCUCGGAACAGAUAGUAUGUCACGUUUCCUUACACUGUCUGAUCGCCGACAGAGACAAAGAUCUGUUGUAAUAUUCUCUUCCGAAUACAGAAUGAAUGGGUCUGUUUGUCCUCGUGUUAGCUUUGACUUCUCUGGAAGAUUUCUGCCUCCUGUUUACAUCUUAGUCUUCAUCGUUGGUCUGCUAGCUAAUGGAUGGGGAUUGAAAUCUUUGCCACAGAAAUGGAAGAAACUGGGAAACAUCAAUGUUUUUGUUCUGAACCUCGGACUUGCUGAUGUUUUGUACCUGCUCACAGUGCCAUUUCUGAUGGUGUACCACUUUAUGGGCAGUAAGUGGAUCUUUGGACAUGUGUUCUGCAAGAUAACGAGAUUCUGCUUCAACCUGAAUUUGUAUAGCAGCAUUGGGUUCCUCACUUGUAUAAGUGUGUACAGGUACCUGGCUAUUGUCCAUCCGAUGAGAGUAAUGGGAAGAAUAACUGUCCUCCACUCUGUGGGGAUCUCAGUCUUGGUUUGGCUGAUGGUGAGCAUUCAAAUUCUUCCAGACAUGUUCUUCAGCAAAACAUUUGGAAACAAAACUGUCAAAUGUUAUGAAACCACCAGUAAGAUCUACGUGGAGGAUUACCUGAAGUACAGCCUUGGAUGGACUCUCACUGGGUUUUGUAUCCCAUUGCUGAUCACUCUGGGCUGCUAUGGACAUGUGAUUGUUGUGCUCUGUCGCACAAACACCACUGACAAGGUACUGAAACAGAGAAGUUUAAAGCUGUUGUUAAUCUUGAUUCUUCUUUUCUCCGUUUGUUACAUCCCCUAUCAUGUUUUGAAGAACCUCAACCUCUGGUCUAGAGUUUUGUUAAAACAGAGAAAUUGCCGUAACUGGUUUGAUGGAGUCUAUAUUGCUCAUCAGAUAAGUCGUGGCCUUGUGUGUCUGAACAGUGCUCUCAACCCCCUGGUUUACCUCCAUGGAGAUGAGAAUAUUCCUGCUCAACUCAGACGGCUGCUCAUGUGCGCUCGUGAGACGUUCAGUCGUUUGAGUCUCUCAAACUUCUGCUCUGUGCCUGUAGCUCAAACUGCAGAUGAGGUUGAACAGGGAUCAGUAUCUUUACAUUGACAAAUUGCAUAAUAAACAAUAAAUAAACAAUCUAAUAAAAUAAGUUGUAAGUAGGUCAAAAAUUAAGGUAAUAAAAGUAUUUUAAUGAAACUAUUUAGCGUCAAAAAAGAAAAUGCUAUAGACAAUUAUUAACACCAAAUUUAAAUCAAUUUCCCUCGGGAUAAAUAAAGCUUCUUGAAUCUGAAUCUAAAUGUAAAACAAUGAAAAAUAUAUGGCUAACUUUAGUGAAUAGUAUUUUAAAGUGGAGGGCCGUGCAGACUGUGAAUGAUGUUGCCUGCUAAAUUCUCUGACAUUUGUUUUGUUUUUGUAAAAUAUGAUGCCGUUUCAACAAAAGACAAACGUGCUGAAC
Molecule: messenger RNA, 1477 nt
Organism: Eleginops maclovinus (Patagonian blennie)
Lineage: Eukaryota; Metazoa; Chordata; Actinopteri; Perciformes; Eleginopidae
Product: P2Y purinoceptor 1-like
Exons: 1
Coding region: 43-1128 (361 amino acids)
Biological process (GO): G protein-coupled receptor signaling pathway
Cellular component (GO): membrane
Molecular function (GO): neuropeptide receptor activity
Source: RefSeq, a predicted model, not a curated record